Aspergillus ruber CBS 135680 is the source of this 2788-nucleotide messenger RNA. RefSeq lists its product as uncharacterized. The transcript has a single exon. The record is from RefSeq and is a predicted model, not a curated record. NCBI's taxonomy places the organism in Eukaryota, Fungi, Ascomycota, Eurotiomycetes, Eurotiales, Aspergillaceae. The coding region runs from base 233 to 2611 and encodes 792 amino acids.
CAAAAUCCGGUUGUUAAGAAGAUUUCAGGGGUGCUGCUUUCUUGUUAAUACUGCUGCUAGCACUACUAAUUGUACAUAUUCUAGUCUUAACGACAAAUAGCUCCAGGCAUCCACAUUCGAAGAUCACCCGAGAUAUCCAACGACCAACACCACUCAACCAACAUACCUAGGACCACAAACACAUCACAACACAACACGACCAAACCCCCCAAUAUCCAAAAGAAAAAGACAAAUGUCCCUCCACGAAGCCCUCCAAGCCCUCGGCCCAACAACAUGGGACGAAAUCCCCAAAUCUCAACCCGACCUCCGCGCCUAUCUCUCCACCCUCGCCCAUCAAGCCCGCACCAUCAUCGCAUCCGUCCCUGAACCUCCCCCUUCAUCCUCGCAUGAUGGCGAUGAGCACCACCACAAGAAAGAACAGCAACACAAAUACGGGCAUGCAUAUACCGUAAAACCCUCCCCCGCCCGCCUGGGCACCACAAACCACGAGAUCCUCUCAUUACAGAGACAAUGGGGAAAACCGCUGAAACCAGGGAAUUCGCGGGACAAUCCUCAGGAAAUUCCGUUGUUUAAAUUGCAGGCUGGUGAUGGGAAGGCAACGUGGUUUGGACGGAGGAGUGUACAUGAGGGCAUGCCGUUCGGGCGGUGGAGGGAAAAGAUGUCGAGUGAGCUCGAGGAGACACUACGGUUGAAUGAGGGGAGGGUUGAGAAUGGAUUGGCGCCGGAUAAGGUUGUUAGAGGAUUGGGGGCUGCGAGGAGGGUUGAGAGUGUUGAUGUCUACGAAGAGGGUGAGAGUGGUGGUGAGGGGGGGAAGGUGAUUGGGGGUGUGAAAGUAUAUGAUAUCUGUGCACAUUUCCCGAAACCUACAACGGCAAGAGAUUUCGUGCAGGUUAGUGUUUCUUGGGAGGAGGGUGUUGAUACACCUGAGAAUGGUGGUGAUGAGGACAAAGGGAAGGGGAGGCGGUGCCGGAGUUGGUUGUCAAUUUCAAAGCCGUGCACGCAUCCGGAGUUGCCGCCGCAGGAUGGGUAUAUUCGGGGGCAGUAUGAUUCGUUGGAGUUUAUUAGGGAGGUUCCUCCUGUGGCUGCAGAUGAUGGGAAAAGUGUGACUGCGAGUGAUCCGAAUCUUGCCCAGCAUGAGGGUAUCUCGGAGUCGUCAAAAGAUAGCAAGAUGGGGAGGAAGAGGGGAAAGACAGAUACUGCUGCGGAAGAGAAACACAGUGAGUUUGCUGACGGCAUCGUUGAAGAUGAUGAAGCGAACCCGUAUCCAGUUGAAUGGAUCAUGGUUACUAGGAGUGACCCCGGGGGCAGUAUUCCCCGGUGGGUGAUCGAAAAAGGAACACCCAAGAGUAUCUGGAGCGAUACAGUCAAGUUCAUUGACUGGGCUAGUCGAGACGACGAGAAGGAUGAUAGUAAACCAUCCAGCUUGCACAGCGGCACCAAGGGGUCCAACAACGUGAACAUAAAUCUUAACGAUGAAGACGAAGACGAGAAUGGAGAAGACGAGAUCCAUGAACAAGAACAGCGCAACGGCCUCAUCGCCAACUUUGCCUACUUGCUUAAUGCAGGAUUGGAGCGUUACGCACCACAAGCUAUUCUCGACUACGUACCCUACCAGCGCAGAUCCUCACUCAGCUCUGACUCUAGUUCCGAAGAAUUCGACGACGCAUUGUCUACUGCAAGCACGCGGUCUAGUUCAAAACGAAGGAGUAGCUCGAAGACUCGUGGGGGGACGGAAUCGCAUAAAGAGGGCUUGGAUAUCGGCCAUACUAAUGCUACACCUGUUGAUCUAAUGCAGAUGGACAAGAAAACCGGAAAGCUGAAUUCGCACGAGAAACAUCUGGCUAAACUUGCGCAAAGGAAGCGCGAUGUCCAGGCUAAAUUGGAGACUGUACGGACGGAGAUUGAAGCGUUGCGGUUAGACGCAAAUGCCAGCACCGGUGCUUCCGGUGAUGAAAAAGAGAAAGAAACAGACAAAGAAAAAGAAAAGAGAGAGAAACGGGAGAGGAAGGAGAAGGAGAAGCAGGAGAAGCAGGAAAGAGAAAGGGAAAAGAAAGAAGAAAAGGAAAGGGAAAAGAGAGAGAAACAGGAAAAGCGCAAGAGCAGAAAAGCUGGAGAAGAACCUCCCUCCGAAGCCCCACCCCAACUCGACAGUACCCCAGCCCCAGACUCUGAAUCCAAGAGUACCACAACAAGCAACAACCAGCCGCCUUCCUCUGAAGACCUCCCCCGACUCAGCGAAAGGCAAGAACGCCCCAAACACAACCGCACAGUAUCAACAGCAUCGCACCGCUCCGCCGCACAAAUUCAUAAAGCAGCCUCCGGCCUCUUCGCUCAAGAAUCCAAGCUUCUCAAACAACUCGGUAAAAUCGAGCAAGACCAGUUGAAAGAAGCUUCCAAGAUUGAAGCAAGACAGAAGAAACAGGUUGAGAAGGAGGAGAAAUCUAGGUCACGGAUGGAGAUGGAUGGGAUGAAGAAGGAAGUUGAUGAGUUGAAGAAGGAAGUUGAGAAAUUGAGGAAUGAGAGACAGCAGUGGCAGGAUUUGGUGGCCAGUUUGCAGGGGGAGAAUCAGAGGUUGGGGGGACAAGGUGGGCAGGUUGAGGCUGGGGGUUGAAUACUGAAUGGGUGAGAUUGGAUGUAUAUUUGGAUGUAUUAUACCGUACUAUAGUAUGUAUUUGGAUUGAUUGUACAGUUUGUUUGGUUAAGACACGUUAAAUACAGAUUUUUAGACCGAGGCCCUACACGCCAGUCUCAGAUACCUCUGCAGCACAAUAUAAGAUAACCUCAAAUC